AUGCGUCGAUAUUGGGUGAGACCUUUAUUUUCUGAACAUCGGCGAUUGUUACAAGGAGCGAGUAAGAAUCUUGUAAAAGAAAUGGAAACUGAGGACAAAGGAAAAUUUAUCAAUUAUUUCCGAAUGGAUCCUAUAAUAUUCAAAGAAUUACUUAAAAUCAUCGGUCCAUUUAUAGUUAAACAACAUGUUAUACGAGAACCAAUUCCUCCUGAAACACGUUUGCAUAUAACACUUCGAUAUUUGGCAUCAGGAGACAGUAUGGCGUCUAUCUCAUAUGCCUAUCGACUUGGCCAUAAUACUGUGUCGAAAAUAAUAUCAGAGACCUGCGAGAAAAUAUGGAAUAUUUUAAAGGAAACAGUGUUUCAUUAUGACAGUCCAAAGAAUUGGGAAAAACUUGCUGACGAAUUCGAGCAACUUUGGAAUUAUCCAAAUUGUGUAGGCUGUAUUGACGGAAAGCACAUUGCACUGCAGGCUCCGCCAAAUAGUGGCUCAACAUAUUUCAAUUAUAAGAAAUACCAUAGCAUAAUUUUGUUGGCGAUAAGCGAUGCAAAAUACCGUUUUACUAUGGCCGACAUUGGUGCAGAAGGGAGACAAAGCGAUGGGGGAGUUUUUAAAAAUAGUGAUAUAGGAAGACAUUUUGAGGAAGGUACAUUCAAGUUACCAAAUGUUAAGCCUGUCGAAAGUAGUGGACCAGCAUUGCCUUAUGUGUUGUUAGCCGACGAGGCCUUUCCAUUAACAACGUAUAUGAUGAGACCGUAUCCGCGAAGUAGCAGUUUGGAUCUGAGGAAGAAAGUUUUCAAUUAUAGACUCAGUCGAGCAAGACGGGUUGUCGAAAGCGCUUUCGGGAUUUUAGCAGCAAGAUGGAGGAUUUAUAGAAAACCUAUAAUUGCAAGUGUUGCAAAUGCACGAAAAAUUGUUCAAGCAACAAUCGCCCUCCACAAUUUCAUCAUUAUUAAUGAGGAAAAAUUGCUUUCAAAAAAUAUAUAUGCACAUAUAACUCCAGAAGAUCGCAAUAUCAUUUCUCAAGGAUUUAGCUCAUUGCCAGUUACUAGAGGCAAAUUCGUUAAGAAUGGUAUCGAAAUUCGAAAUGCUUAUGCAGAUUUCUUUGUUGGCUCUGGUGCAGUGCCAUUUCAGUGGCAGAAGGCAAUGGAUAAUGACUUUUGA
Molecule: messenger RNA, 1164 nt
Organism: Vollenhovia emeryi
Lineage: Eukaryota; Metazoa; Arthropoda; Insecta; Hymenoptera; Formicidae
Exons: 2
Coding region: 1-1164 (387 amino acids)
Source: RefSeq, a predicted model, not a curated record